CGGCGCCUGCAUAUAUAUCCAAGUAUGUAUCCAGCUGGAGGGAUAUCUGCAACCAUAUACGCCAACCGGCUACGGGCAGAGGGCAUGGGCACCAAUGAGCAGGCAGUGCAAUUUGCCAACCAGGACUAUGAGGCACUGAAGCAAGAAUGUGUGGAGUCGGGCUGCCUGUUUGAAGAUCCCUGUUUCCCCGCUGAGCCUCCUUCCCUGGGCUUCAAGGAGCUUGCUCCCUUUUCCUCCAAAACUAGAGAUGUGGAGUGGAUGAGGCCUACGGAGCUGACAGGUGACCCUCAGUUCAUUGUUGGUGGUGCCACUAGAACGGACAUCUGUCAGGGAGCGCUGGGUGACUGCUGGCUCUUGGCAGCCAUCGGCUCUCUCACCCUGAAUGAGAAGCUCCUUCAUCGGGUUGUCCCACACGGCCAGUCCUUCCAAGACGACUACGGUGGAAUCUUCCACUUUCAGUUCUGGCAAUUUGGCGAGUGGGUGGAUGUUGUGAUAGAUGACCGGUUGCCUGUCAAAGAUGGAGAGCUCAUGUUUGUCCAUUCUGCUGAAGGCAAUGAAUUCUGGAGUGCCCUCCUGGAGAAAGCUUAUGCCAAGCUGAAUGGCUCCUAUGAGGCUCUGUCUGGAGGAAGCACCACUGAGGGGUUUGAGGACUUUACAGGUGGUGUGUCUGAGAUGUAUGAGCUCCGUAAAGCACCCAGAGAUCUUUACAGGAUAAUUGGAAAAGCUCUGGAGAGAGGCUCUCUGCUGGGCUGCUCAAUCGAUAUCACCAGUGCCUUCGACAUGGAGGCUGUUACAUUCAAGAAGCUUGUGAAAGGCCACGCCUACUCAGUCACCGCAUUGAAGGAGGUUAAUUACCGUGGCAACGUGGAACGUCUAAUUCGAGUACGUAAUCCUUGGGGUCAGGUGGAAUGGACUGGUGCCUGGAGUGACAACUCAAAUGAAUGGGAUGAAAUCGACCCGUCUGAGCGAGAAGACCUGCACCUACAGAUGGAAGAUGGAGAGUUCUGGAUGUCCUUCAGUGAAUUCUUGAGGCAGUUUUCGCGAAUAGAAAUCUGUAACUUGACUCCUGACGCACUGAUUGAUGAUGGUAUGAGCCACUGGAACACCACAAAGUUUUACGGUACAUGGAGGCGAGGCAGCACCGCUGGAGGAUGCAGGAACCAUCCCAACACGUUUUGGAUCAACCCUCAGUAUAAGAUCACGUUGCUUGAGGAGGAUGAUGACCCAGAGGAUGAUGAGGUGGCAUGCAGUUUCUUGGUAGCUCUCAUGCAGAAGGACCGCCGCAGAUAUCGGCGCCAGGGUCAGGAUAUGCACACUAUUGGCUUUGCUAUCUAUGAGAUUCCAGAAGAGUUUAGAGGCUGCCAGAAUGUCCAUUUGAAGAAGAAUUUCUUUUUGAGCCAUUCAUCGUGUGCUCGCUCUGAGACCUUCAUUAACCUGCGAGAGGUGAGCACACGGCUGCGACUACCUCCUGGAGAAUACCUCAUUGUCCCCUCCACCUUUGAGCCCAGUCAAGAGGCGGACUUUGUCCUCAGAGUCUUCACUGAGAAGCAAUCAGAAACAGAAGAACUGGACGAUUUAGUCUCUGCUGAAUUGGAAGAUGAGGAUGAAAUAACUGAAGAUGACAUUGAUGACUCUUUUAAGUCCAUGUUUGCUCAGCUGGCAGGAGAGGAUAUGGAGAUUUCUAUUCGGGAGCUGAGGACUAUUCUAAACAGAGUCGUCUCCCGACACAAGGAUCUGAAGACUGAUGGCUUCAGCAUGGAAUCCUGCAGAACUAUGGUCAACCUGAUGGACAAAGAUGGAAGUGCCCGUUUAGGGUUGGUGGAGUUUCAGCUCCUUUGGAACAAGAUCCGAAAGUGGCUGGUCAUUUUUAGAGACUUUGACCUCGACAAGUCAGGGGCCAUGAGUUCAUAUGAGAUGCGUCUUGCUGUGGAGGCAGCAGGUUUUAAAUUGAAUAAUAAACUGAACCAGGUUCUGGUUGCCCGGUAUGCUGAGAAUGAGAUGAUUGACUUUGACAACUUCAUCUGCUGCUUAGUCAAACUUGAAGCCAUGUUUAGGGCUUUCAAGCAGUUUGACUCGGAGGAGUCAGGAGAAGUUGAGAUGAAUCACACAGAGUGGCUUUACCUUACCAUGUGUGGUUGAAGAGGACUAUCUUUACUGGAGACUGGAUAGGUGCAGUGCCCUGCAGACUGCCAUGAACGUGGGAACCGUGAAGACCCUCAGCCUUAGUGACCAGAUAAUCUUUUAACACACCCCACCUCAUUUUACCAAAAGUUGCAAAGAGCUGUAUAGAGAAAUCCAAAAGUCAACCAAGUGUCUCCUGCUAGAAUCUUAGGAACUAUGCAAACCUACAGUAUGAAGCAUACACUGUGCAACCCUCAUCUCUGUAAAAAAAAAAAAAAAAAAGUAAAAACAGUAUGUGUAUGCAUGACAAAUCACAAGCUGUAAUGUGCAUUGCAACAGCUGAUUUUAUACUUUUACAUUUUAGUUUUGCUGUUUGUAUCCAUUAAAAUCUCAUGAGAAGCUGUUUUAGCUGAAGUUGAAGUUUUAAGUCUGUUCCUGUAGUGCUUUUAAAAAGUGAAGUCUUAUAGUUUCUACGAGUCAUUCUGUUCUAUGUAAACGUUUUUUUUUCUUUCCGGAUUUUAUAACAAAUAUUUUUUACAGGAAAUAAUCUCCUCAAUGUUCAGUUUGUUGUUUCAUUCAUACACCAGUAGGUGGCAGUACAGACUUGAUCUGAUGUCAAUGGUUUUUCUAACUCUUUGCAUUUGAUACUGAAGUUGGGGCUGUUCAAACAGUACACUAUUUUCUUCUUUGGUUGAAGUCAAGCAGCUGACCUGUUUAGUUUUACACCAUUGUUUUGCACUAGGAUUUUAGUUUAAGGAAGUUUCUUCACGAGUGACUGAGAAAUUUCAACUCACUCAAGUAACAUUUACAGGGAUCACAUGCUACUGAAUGCCUUAUACAUGACACUAGGAUGCUAAAAAGAGCUAUUAGAAAUGUGCCAGUUAUGUUUUUAUGUUGUGAAUGUAUGUUGUUGUGCCUUCAAUAAAUAUUUCCCUCAAAGUUCA
Messenger RNA from Scomber japonicus (chub mackerel), 3065 nucleotides. RefSeq names its product calpain-1 catalytic subunit-like. Gene Ontology annotation, molecular function: calcium-dependent cysteine-type endopeptidase activity; calcium ion binding. The transcript is spliced from 23 exons. NCBI's taxonomy places the organism in Eukaryota, Metazoa, Chordata, Actinopteri, Scombriformes, Scombridae. Gene Ontology annotation, cellular component: cytoplasm. The record is from RefSeq and is a predicted model, not a curated record. The coding region runs from base 25 to 2139 and encodes 704 amino acids. Gene Ontology annotation, biological process: proteolysis.